AUGUCGAGGAUAUCUUCGUCCGGAAUUCGCUGCUCGAUCUUUACGCGUCCGGAGGUGGGGGAGAUGGCGCUUUGCCGCCGGAUGUUCGACGAAAUGCCCCGCAGAGACGUCGUGUCGUGGACCGUCCUCAUCACCAGGUACAGGAAGGUUAGGAGGUUCGGCGACGUCUUGAUGGCGUUCGAGCGGAUGUUGUUGCCCGAGUUAGACCCGAAUCGGGUCACGAUGGUGAAUGUGUUGGCCGCUUGUUCGAGCGGUCGCGAGCUCGGAAUGGGCAUGUGGGUGCAUGAUUUUGUGAGGAGACGGUGUUGGGAAUUGGAUGCGACUCUGGGGACUGCUUUGGUCAAUAUGUACAUGAGAUGUAGGAGAGUUGAUGAUGGAUUGAAAGCUUUCCAUAGCGUAAAGGAGAAGAGUGUUUUGACCUGUGUAAACGCCUAA
Messenger RNA from Syzygium oleosum, 435 nucleotides. RefSeq names its product pentatricopeptide repeat-containing protein At3g26630, chloroplastic-like. The transcript has a single exon. The record is from RefSeq and is a predicted model, not a curated record. Gene Ontology annotation, molecular function: RNA binding; protein binding. Gene Ontology annotation, biological process: RNA modification. Bases 1 to 435 code for a protein of 144 amino acids. Lineage: Eukaryota; Viridiplantae; Streptophyta; Magnoliopsida; Myrtales; Myrtaceae.